Molecule: messenger RNA, 9006 nt
Organism: Myxocyprinus asiaticus (Chinese sucker)
Lineage: Eukaryota; Metazoa; Chordata; Actinopteri; Cypriniformes; Catostomidae
Product: KN motif and ankyrin repeat domain-containing protein 3-like
Exons: 13
Coding region: 448-3276 (942 amino acids)
Biological process (GO): negative regulation of actin filament polymerization
Cellular component (GO): cytoplasm; cytoskeleton
Molecular function (GO): protein binding
Source: RefSeq, a predicted model, not a curated record
AAGCAGUACCGCCCAUGAGCUGUAAAAUUAAAGCAGAAUAUUUCAAGUAGAUCCCGCCACAGACUGUUAUUAAGUCACUAACGCGGAAUGAACAGCAACGACACUUGUAGACGACUGGUCGUUUGACGGUGGAAAAUAAAGCUGCACAUAUACGGAUCGUUCGAGCGCGAAAAAAAGAAAGGAAAAAAGUCACAAACAUCAACCAAAGGUUUGACCUUCUUGAUGGGACAAACAGCAUUUUCUGAAGUUUGAAAGCCUCCUUGCACUGAUACUUUGAAGGUCCUUGAGGAAGCAGCUUUUGCUCCAUUGAUCAACUGUCUGGCACUCAGUGUUCUGAAAGACAAUAGCUGCAGUGCCAGGAGAGCACAGGGAGUUAUCACACCAGCUUCCCUUCAGGAAAUAGCAGCUGUGCAGGCCCGCUGGCUGUGACGGAAGUAAAACACCACAAUGUGUUCUGAUUUGUCUUCUGGGGGCAUCAGAAGGCUCCAUAAAAUGACCCAAUCUGUGCACAUAACCUCCAAACUGCCAAACCUGAGUGCAGCUUUUCAUUGCUCUACCGAGGAAGAAACAGAUCAAGGUAGCUCCUAUUCCGUACAGACACCCUAUGGAUUCCACCUGGACCUUGAUUUUCUCAAGUAUGUUGAAGAAAUAGAGAGUGGGCACAGCAUUCGUAGGCCUAAUGUUAACACUCGGAGAGGAUCAAGGGGCGACCGAGCCUACCAGAGAAAUCUGGGGAUUGGGGGUAGGACCAGUGGCUGGACCUCCACUGAGUCACUUUCCUCAACAACCAGUGAGAAUGGUCAAGCUAACCCACCUCUUCUCCAGAGCCCCAUCACAUCAUCCAGCAAAUCGCAACCCCUUUCUCCAUCACCAGUGAUCAGUCCCAGUGUACCUGCUUCCUCGAAAGUUCCACCACCACCCCCACCACGUAACCCUAGGGUAGAGCGAACGCUCCUUGAAACAAGCCUUCGACUGCAACAUGAACAAAGUCAAUUUUCCAAUGGAUUAAGCUCCAAUUUCCCUGACCUUUCCAAAGUGAGUUCCAAAGCUGGUGGAUCUAGUAGUGACUUCUCUAUAGCUUCUUCCCAGCUUUCAGAUGCCCGCUUGCUACAGAUAUCACCUGCUGUGCAGAACUUCCUUUCUAGCGGCUGGACCAGAGCCAGUCCUCAGACUUCUGGAAGGAGCACUCCAGCCUCCAGCUCCGGAACAUCUUCAUUGCCUCCUGGGCAGCUUCAGACUGUCCGUGAACAGAUGGCCACUGCCCUUAGACAACUAAGAGAGAUGGAAGAGAGAGUGAAAGGAGUACCAGCCUUAGAAAGAGAAGUGGCUGUGCUUCGUGCUGAAAAGGAAAGUUUGACUGUGGAACUUCAAAAGAAAACAGAAGAACUUGAUAAUACACUCAAACUGAAAGUCUCCACUGCAGCUGUAGUGGAAGCAGUUGCAGUAGAGGAAGUAAAGAAGCCUCCUACCAUUACUAUAGACAAAAGAUCCAUUGCAGUAGGUGGUGACAUCCCCCUUGAGACAGUGGAAGUCUGCAAUCAUCAGGCAGUCAAGGAUGCUGCUGUUGAAGCUUCUGUUCAGGUUUGUCAUGCAGCUAUUGAGACCGAAGCUAGUGCCAUGCUUGAUGAGGGAAUUCAGGCUGUAGUGGAUACAGAAGAUGUGUCUGUCUGGGUUAUAGAAUCAUUUUUAGGGCUUCAAAGUGAGACAGAACGAGAAAUUGAUACCCUGCAACAUACCAUCACAUAUCAACAGGAAUCAAUUCAGGUUCUUGAGACCCGACUAAAUCAGGUCAACCAAGACUUGGAUGCAUUAAGGGCGAAAGAAAUAGAGAGAACAUCCAAGAUUAUGUUGGACAAAGAGUCACUUGCCAAACCAGAGACAGCCAAUGCUCAAUUGGAAACAUGUCCUGAUGUUUGUUCAAAAAAGUCAGUUGGAGUGGGGAUUCCAGAUGUGACUGAUCUGGAGUGCUUUUCAAUGACAAAAAAUGACCAAAGCAUUCAAACAGACCCUGUAGAAACUUCAAAGGAGAAAACUGUGACACUGGUAAGCACUGGUAUCCAGUGGGAAUCCAGUAUCUACGCUAGUAACACUCAAGACAGUGAAGAACAGCCCCCUUCUCCAGAGGCUGCAGGCCCUCUGAAGUCUAUCAUGAAGAGGAAGGAUGGGAGUGGUUCUGGUGCAGCUUCCAGCAGUGGCAAAAAGAGCUUGAAGUUUGUUGGAAUUUUAAAUGGAGGGUAUGAGUCGACCUCUAGUGAGGAGGAUGAGGAAGAGGAUGAAGAGAGUUCCUCAGAUGGAAGUGAGGAUGGUGUGUGUUCAGACAGCAGUGUGGAAGAGGAGGCAGCUCUGGAGGACACAUCUGAUGAGGAGAUUAACAUAAAUGUGGAUGAAACAGACAGUGAUGAGAACACAGCAGCUGGAACUGAAGAUCUGAAGGAUCAGGCAGGGGAAGUGAAGGAAAAGUUUGAACUAAGUGCCAAAAUGCGUGAGGCGUGUUUGAUUUUGAAGAACCACCUGAAUGAUGCAACCAAAACAGCGAAGAGUAAAGAAGUGCUGUCCAGCACUCAUACUGUUCAGCUGGAAUGGUUCCGAGUAUCCAGUGCAAAGAUGGCCCAGCCACCACGCGUGUCAAAUUACCUGAUGGCUUUCUCAGAGGUGUCCCCAACCCUGCUGCAACACAUAGUCAACAUGACUGAUGGCAACGGCAACACUUCUCUGCACUACAGCGUCUCCCAUUCCAACUUCGCUGUAGUGGACCUACUGCUGGACACAGGCAUGUGUAAUGUGGAUCAGCAGAAUAAAGCAGGUUAUACAGCUGUGAUGCUGGCAGCUCUGUCCGCAGUGAAGGAGGAAGACGACAUGGCUGUGGUCCAGAAACUCUUCCGUCUGGGCAACGUUAAUGCCAAGGCCAGCCAAGCAGGGCAGACGGCUUUGAUGCUGGCAGUGAGUCACGGACGGCAGGAGAUGGUGCGAGCGCUACUGGACUGUGGUGCUAAUGUGAACAUUCAAGAUGACGAGGGCUCCACAGCUCUGAUGUGUGCCAGUGAACACGGCCGAGCUGAGAUCGUCUCUUUACUGCUGGAGCAGCCCGGGUGUGAUAUUACAGUCGUAGAUAAUGAUGGCAGUAAUGCCCUCUCCAUUGCCCUAGAGGCAUCCCACAAUGACAUCGCAGUCCUACUGUAUGCCCAUAUGAAUUUCUGCAAAACACAGGCAGAUGUAACACCUAUAGCAAACACCCAGGGCCCGUCCAGUCCUAGAAAAACAUGGCCCUCAGAGUGACAUGUGGACACAAAAUGGAAAUAAAAACAAGACUAACCAGAGUUACUGGAAGAUUAACAAUGUAUAUGUUACAAGUUUAUAUAUAUUUAUAUGUAUUCACUGAUUAUUCAGUCUUUAUUGAAAUAUUUAAUACAUUAUACUGCAGUAAGAAUACUAUGUAACCACAUUAAUGUAGGUAAGACACAUCAUAAUUAUCAUUAAUGUCCUACAGGUAUCAACAUGAAAUCAACUGUUUAAUAUCUGGAACUAAGGGAUCUGGAAUAACUCACGUGUAAUGCUAUCAUGAUUACAUUGUUCACAGACAUAACUGAACAUUUGUCUUGAUUAGUGAUUUAACCAAAAUGUUUGUCUGCAUACCAUGAUGCAUUAACAGCACUGUUAUUUCAGAUUCUGUGGUAAAGCACUGCCAUAACCUCCAAUAAUCAUUAAUACCACACACACACUGCAGCUUCCCAACAAGUGCAAACUAUGAGCGCUGUAAUGACAUGCUGUUUGUAAAAGGGUAAAAACAAACACCUACAUUGAUUCUACAUGGACUCCACUCUCGUUUCCUACCACAUGCUUUAUUUUACCUUCAGAUCUAAUAGAGGCUAAAAACUCAUGCGUAGUCGGUCAUGUGGGGAUCUGAUGGUGGUCUUUUAUCCAGCAUGGUCUCAUGAAAAUUACGUGACCAUGGCAACAUUUUGGCAAAAUGAAACUGCAUGCUUUAUUACACAUUUCGUUACAGUUUCCCAGUGAAAUGCCCUGCGGGGGUCGUUAAAAGUGAGUGAAAUGGUGUUGUAAUCACACAGGGUUAAACAAACUUUAGAUGUAGGUUUUAAUGAAUAAAAUUUACCUCCCCAACCUAAAACUUUAACCUAAACCUAACCAAUAGCGUCCAAAAAGCAAAUGAGAGGUAAACAAAACAGAUAUCCUAAACCUAGACUUCACAGUUAGUGUCCUAAAUGCAAAUGCGUCAUAAAAAGCACAUUUUCUGAAGCAACUAUGUCAUUUCAUGUCGCUUCUAUGAGACUUAUGUCUCAUGUGUCAGCUUGCGUGCUUGGCUCGAGCCUCAGUCUUCUGAGUCCAAGGCUGGACAAUGUCAGGCUCUGUCAGCUGAGCUAAUGUGCAAACUAAUCUCAUUGGAUUAAGUGUGUAAAUGUAGGUGGAUCUGUAAUACAAGCAUUAAAAUGUAUCGUUUUUCAAAUGAUUCGUUAGAGUUUUCGAAGAGUUUCGAUAUCACCACAGCAGCGUGUGAGUAUUAGAGUGAAAAAUACGUGUUUACAAAGUUAUAAUCAGCCACUUUGCUCGUCAUUUGGGAGAAAGUGAAAAAAAAAAAAAAAAAAAACAGUAGUUGUAGCACCUCUCGUUUUCAUUUCACCUGGAAUCUGUGGCGAAACGUUGAUCGCGGCACGUAAGUCAGUUUGCAAAAAUGUUGUUACGUUAAAGUUAAUUCUAUGAUACUAGAUUGCUUUAAUCUGAGCAGUUUUAUACUCUCAUAAUCUGUUCUUAAUCUGAAGUAAAAAAUCAUUGUAUACAGUUGCCCCAAAGUAUUCUGACAGUUAAAAAUGUUUGAAUGUCAUUGUAUUAGGUAACAAAAUAUCAAAACAAGUGUCAUUUACUCUAAGGGAAGACAGCACACUUUUCAAGCAAAACAUUUCACAAAAAGUUUUGUUAAAUUUAAAAUGAUCACAAAGUACUUGGACAUGUUGUGGUUGUCAAAUGUUCGUGGAACUGACUUCAUUAAGAAUCACCAGUUGAUUAAAAGUCAUUGCAAAAAAUGGCUCAAAAGAUCAGUUAAUACUGAGAAAAGAUUUUUCAUUAUUUACAUCUUGCUUUACAUUAGAUAACAAAAUAUCACUGACAUUUUAUGUGUGACUUAAAGUUGAAGUCAGAAGUUUACAUACACCAUAGCCAAAUACAUUUAAACUCAGUUUUUCACAAGUCCUGACAUUUAAUCAUAGAAAACAUAACCUGUCUUAGGUCAAUUAGGAUCACUACUUUAUUUUAAGAAUGUGAAAUGUCAGAAUAAUAGUAGCGAGAAUUAUUUAUUUCAGCUUUUAUUUCUUUCAUCACAUUUCUAGUGGGCCAGAAGUUUACAUACACUUUGUUAGUAUUUGGCAGCAUUGCCUUUAAAUUGUUUAAUUUGGGUCAAACUUUUUGGAUAGCCUUCCACAAGCUUCUCACAAUAAGGUACUGGAAGUCUGGCCCAUUCCUCCAGACAGAACUGGUGUAACGGAGUCAGGUUUGUAGGCCUCCAUGCUCGCACACGCUUUUUCAGUUCUGCCCACAAAUUUCUAUCGGAUUGAGGUCAAUACCUUGACUUUGUUGUCCUUAAGCCAUUUUGCCACAAAUUUGGAGGUAUGCUUGGGGUCAUUGUCCAUUUGGAAGACCCAUUUGUGACCGAGCUUUAACUUCCUGGCUGAUGUCUUGAGAUGUUUCUUCAAUAUAUACACAUAAUUUUCCUUCCUCAUGAUGCCAUUUAUUUUGUGAAGUGCACCAGUCCCUCCUGCAGCAAAGCACCCCCACAACAUUAUGCUGCCACCCCCAUGUUUCAUGGUUGGGAUGGUGUUCUUUGGCUUGCAUGCCUCACACUUUUUCCUCCAAAUAUACCGAUGGUUAUUAUGACCAAACAGUUUGAUUAGGUUUGAACAGACCAAAGGACAUUUCUCCAAAAAGUAAGUAUUUUUGUUCCCAUUUGCACUUGCAAACUGUACUCUGCCUUUUUAUGGUGGUUUUUGGAGCAGUGGCUUCUUCCUUGCUGAGCACCCUUUCAGUCUAUGUCGAUAUAGGACUUGUUUUACUGUGGAUAUAGAUACUAGUCUACUUGUUUUCUCCAGCAUCUUCACAAGGUCCUUUGCUGUUGUUCUGGGAUUGAUUUGCACUUUUUGCACCAAACUACGUUCAUCUCUAAGAGACAGAAUGUGUCUCCUUCCUGAGCGGUAUGAUGGCUGCGUGGUCCCAUGGUGUUUAUACUUGCAUACUGUUGUUUAUACAGAUGAACGUGGUACCUUCAGGUGUUUGGAAAUUGCUCUCAAGGAUGAACCAGACUUGUGGUGGUCCACAAUUUUUUUCUGAGGUCUUGGCUGAUUUCUUUCGAUUUUCCCAUGAUGUCAAGCAAAGUGGCACUGAGUUUGAAGGAAGACCUUAAAAUACAUCCAAAGGUACACCUCCAAUUAGCCUAUCAGAAGCUAAUUGCCUAAAGGCUUGACAUCGUUUUCUGGAAUUUUCCAAGCUGCUUAUAGGCACAGUUAACUUAGUGUAUGUAAACUUCUGACUCACUGGAAUUGUGAUAUAGUCGAUUAAAAUUGAAACAAUCUGUCUGUAAACAAUUGUUGGAAAAAUUACUCGUGUCAUGCACAAAGUAGAUGUCCUAAACAACUUGCCAAAACUAUAGUUUGCUAAUAUGAAAUCUGUGGAGUGGUUAAAAAAUGAGUUUUAAUGAAUUCACCCUAAGUGUAUGUAAACUUCUGACUUCAACUGUAAGUGUCCAUGCACUUCUUUGGGUCACUGUACAAUCUUAACAGACAGACAUAGUGAGCUUAAAAUUAAGGAUACUGUCUGUUUCAUAAGAUGUGCUUCCCAUUUAUGAUUGUUUGCUGACCGUGUGUUAGCAAAUAGCAUACUGAUCAAAAUGUUCAUGGAAAUAACUGAACACUGGACUUGGCACAAAUGGUAAUGAGUUAUGGUUUGUCAGAAACCGGGUGUUGAGUUCAACACCUGUUAAAGUCUUAAACUAAAUCAGCGUUUACUGUUGAUUGCAAAUUCAGACAAGUUUUGGGAAAAAAAUGUCUAAAAUAGCAAGAUGCAGCAGCAGUGCUAGCAGGCUACAUAUAAUUUCAGCCAACUUUUAUUUGCUCAGUGAAACGUAUUUUAAUGUAUUCAACUGUUCUUUUUUUUUUUAACCAGCCCUAAAGGACAUUUUUGUACCAUUUCUGCUCUGUCAGUAUUUUUUAUUUUUGUAUUCAAAAUUGUGUAUUUUACACAAUAUAUGUGCUUUGAUGUAAUGACUAUAUUGUUCUACAAUUGUAUCAUGCUAUGCCGCUUGGCUAUUUAAGUUAACCUUUGUUAAAUGUGCAAUAAAAAGUUAUAUUGUAUGAUGUCAAGUAAAGGUCUGUAGGCCUAUUUAUUUUUUGAGAAAAAGAAAUUGAAGCAAUACUCUAAAAUUGCUCUUUUACAAAAAUGCACUACAAGCUACUAAGAAGGAAAAAAGGCCAACCACAUUUAAGUUAUUUAAAGAAGAAUUGUAACAAUUUAAUAUUAAAGUUUAUAUACAGUUGUGCUCACAAGUUUGCAUACCCUUGGAGAAUUGGUAAUAUGUGUACCAUUUUUAAAGAAAACAUGAGUGAGCAGGCAAAACACAUUUCUUUUAUUUAUUAUGGGAUUCAUAUUGAACUGUAGGUUACAACAGAAUGGCACAAUCAUAAAACAAAACAUGGCAACAAAGAAAAAAAUGAAAUGACCCCUGUUCAAAAGUCUGCAUGCCCCCUUUAGCAUCAAUGACAGCGUGCAGUCUUUCGUAAUAGUUAUUUAUGAGGCCCCAAAUUCUUGGAGGUGGUAUAGCUGACCAUUCAUCUUGGCAAAAUGCCUCCAGGUCAUGCAAAGUCUUUGAUCAUCUUGCAUGAACCGCAUGUUUGAGAUCUCCCCAGAGAGGCUCGAUGAUAUUAAGGUCAGGAGACUGUGAUGGCCCCUCCAGAACCUUCACCUUUUUCUGCUGUAACCACUGGAGGGUCAACUUGGCCUUGUGCUUAGGGUCAUUGUUGUGCUGGAAAUUCCAAGAGCGUCCCAUGCGCAGCUUUCAUGCAGAAAAAUGCAAAUUGUUUGCCAGUAUUUUCUGAUAACAUGCUGCAUUCAUCUUGCCAUCAAUUAUCACAAGAUUCCCCGUGCCGUUAGAGCUCACACACCCCCAAAACAUCAGUGAGCCACCACCAUGCUUCACAGUGUGGAUAGUAUUCUUUUCACUAUAGGCCUUGUUGACCCCUCUCCAAACAUAGCGCUUAUGGUUGUGACCAUAAAGUUCUAUUUUGGUCUCGUCACUCCAAAUUACAUUUUGCCAGAAGCUGUGAGGCGUGUUAAGGUAUUCUGCAUAUUCUGGCAACUCGACCAUACAGCUCAUUUUUGUUUAAGUAACGUCGUAUUGUGCUCCUUGAAACAACCACACCAUCUUUUUCCAUAGCAGCCUGUAUUUCUCCUGAGGUUACCUGUGGGUUAUUCUUUGUCUCCCAAACAAUUCUUCUGGCAGUUGUGGCUGAAAUCUUUCUUGGUCUACCUGACCUUGGCUUGGUAUCAAGAGAUCCCCGAAUUUUCCGCUUCUUAAUAAGUGAUUGAACAGUACUGACUGGCAUUUUCAAGGCUUUGGAUAUCUUUUUAUAUCCUUUUUCAUCUUUAUAAAGUUCUAUUACCUUGUUACGCAGGUCUUUUGACAGUUCUUUUCUGCUCCCCAUGGCUCAGUACCUAGCCUGUUCAGUGCAUCCACAUGAGAGCUAACAAACUCAUUGACUAUUUAUACACAGACACUAAUUGCAAUUUAAUAAGCCACAGGUGUGGGAAAUUAACCUUUAAUUGCCAUUUAAACCUGUGUCACCUUGUGUGUCUGUAACAAGGCCAAACAUUCAAAGGUAUGUAAACUUUUGAUCAGGGCCAUUUGGGUUAUUUCUGUUAUCAUUAUGAUUUAAAAAGGAGCCAAACAACUCUGUGAUAAUAAAUGGCUUCAUAUGAUCACUAUCCUUAAAUAAAAGACAGUUUUUUGCA